GACACCCUGUAUCUGCCCGGACACCUCUGCCGGGGACACCGCACGGAAAGGGAAGUGCUCGCCGCGGCUUGAGGCUGUUGGCGGGAGCAGGUGCUGCUGGUGGAAGCGACAGAUCCUAGAGCGAGCUGCAGCAUCUUUGGUGGAAGGGACAGAGGUGAAAGAUGCAAGCCUUUCUAAAAGGAGCUGGUGCUAUCGGCACGAAAGCAACAAGAGAAAAAACCGCACCAGGAACUAGUGGCGAGAACAAGAAGCAAAAACCUAUUCCCUGGGUGGAAAAAUAUCGACCAAAGUGUGUGGCUGAAAUUGCGUUUCAGGAAGAAGUUGUGGCUGUACUAAAGAAGACCAUUGAAGGAGCUGACCUUCCCAACCUGCUUUUUUACGGACCCCCUGGGACAGGGAAAACCUCUACAAUAUUGGCUGCAGCAAGAGAACUCUUUGGACCUGAGCUGUACCGCAAGAGAGUUCUCGAGCUUAAUGCUUCUGAUGAACGUGGUAUUCAAGUUGUGCGGGAAAAGGUGAAAACCUUUGCAAAGUUGGCAGUAGCAGGAUCUCGUUUAGAUGGGAAACCUGCUCCUCCAUUUAAGAUCAUCAUCCUGGAUGAAGCAGACUCCAUGACAAAUGCUGCACAGGCUGCCCUUCGCCGCACAAUGGAGAGGGAGUCAAAAACCACACGCUUUUGUCUCAUCUGCAAUUAUAUCAGCAGGAUAAUUGAGCCAUUGACGUCUCGCUGCUCCAAAUUCCGGUUUAAACCUUUGACAGACCGCAUACAGGAAGAAAGGUUGCGGGACAUCUGUGCCAAAGAGAAUGUGCAAUGUAAUAAUGAAACAAUCAAUAUGCUCAUCGAUGUAUCAGAAGGAGACUUAAGAAAAGCGAUAACUUACCUGCAAUGUGCAGCAAGACUUACUGGAGGAAAAGACAUAACAGAGCAAGUCAUCGUUGAAAUUUCUGGAGCUGUACCAUCUGAUUUGAUUGAUGGUCUUUUGGCUGCUUGUCACAGUAGUUCAUUUGAGAAGCUGGAAAUCGUGGUAAAGAAUAUGAUUAAUGAGGUUAUAUGCUUUCAACGUCAGUGGUUCCAUACCCUACAAGUCCUUACCCAACCAUAUUGUGGGACUUCAUCAUGAGGACUGCAAGUAGUUCACCACAGCUAAAUGGGUAAGAAAGAUUUAGAGGGAUACAAGCCAAUGCAAGCAAACUUAGUCCUUCUCAAGGCCAUCUUGAGUGGAUGAUGCUUACUUCUUGGAAAUAAAUGACUAUGGUCUGUAGACCAGGUAUAUUUGUGUUAUGUGUGCUUAAUGUUAAUUGGUCAGCUUUUUUUGUCCUUUGGAUAAAGCAUUGUCUCUAACACUGACAAAUUACAUAGAAAAUAGGUGCAGGAGUAGGCCAUUCGAGCCUGCACCGCCAUUCAAUAUGAUCAUGGCUGAUCAUCCAACUCAGUAUCCUGUACCUGCCUUCUCUCCAUACCCCCUGAUCUCUUUAGCCACAAGGGUCACAUCUAACUCUUAAAUAUAGCCAAUGAACUGGCCUCAACUACCUUCUGUGGCAGAGAUUAACUAAUGUUUGCAAGGAGUUUGCACUUUUUAUCUGUAAAAAGAGCUGUUUUUUGUAUUAAUUGUGCAAGUGUAGAAAAAUGAUACACUGUUCAGUUGUAUUCAUGUACUUUUGAUUGUUGUUGCUUAUUGAACAAACAAGUUAACACUUUAAAAGAAAAUUGGAGCUGGGUUGCAUUUCUAAUAUUGUAUUACAAAAAAUAUAUUUGUUC
Messenger RNA from Leucoraja erinaceus (little skate), 1759 nucleotides. It is a transcript of the gene rfc4, whose product is annotated as replication factor C (activator 1) 4. Bases 162 to 1121 code for a protein of 319 amino acids. NCBI's taxonomy places the organism in Eukaryota, Metazoa, Chordata, Chondrichthyes, Rajiformes, Rajidae. Gene Ontology annotation, molecular function: ATP binding; DNA binding; ATP hydrolysis activity. The record is from RefSeq and is a predicted model, not a curated record. Gene Ontology annotation, biological process: DNA repair; DNA-templated DNA replication. The transcript has 10 exons. Gene Ontology annotation, cellular component: nucleus; DNA replication factor C complex.